Messenger RNA from Apus apus (common swift), 1202 nucleotides. Its product is annotated as haptoglobin-like. The record is from RefSeq and is a predicted model, not a curated record. NCBI's taxonomy places the organism in Eukaryota, Metazoa, Chordata, Aves, Apodiformes, Apodidae. Bases 152 to 1159 code for a protein of 335 amino acids. The transcript has 5 exons. Gene Ontology annotation, biological process: acute inflammatory response; proteolysis. Gene Ontology annotation, molecular function: hemoglobin binding; serine-type endopeptidase activity. Gene Ontology annotation, cellular component: extracellular region.
UGGGAAAGGGGCUGGCUGCCUGCAGCGAGGUCAGGGGGUCUGGAGCACUCGGGGCUGUGGCAGGGCGAGGAAGUGCUGAUAAAAGGGGUGAGGAGAAAGCCCUCGGCAUCAACCACGAAGGAGGCUGCUGCGAGGAGAGGGAGCUGCGAGCAUGGGGCCUGCAGUGCUGCUGAUCAGCGCCCUGGCCUGGACCGUGCUGGAGACUGCAGCUGCCACCGAGCGGAGCUGUGCGAAGCCCCUGGAGAUUGACCACGGCUUCGUGGAGCACCUGGUGCGGUACCGCUGCCGCCCGCACUACCGGCUGCGCGGCGCCGGGGACGGCACGUACAGGUGUGAUGAGGAUCACGAGUGGGUGAACCCUGAAGCUGGCAAGGAGGUACCUGUCUGUGAGCCAGUGUGUGGGAAGCCCAAGAACCCCCCGAGGCAGCUGCAGCGCAUCAUUGGGGGGCUGCUGGCUGCGAAGGGCAGCUUCCCCUGGCAGGGCCGGCUGGUGACACGCCACAACCUCACCACGGGGGCCACGCUCAUCAGUGACCAGUGGCUGCUGACCACGGGCUGGAACGUGUUCCUGAACCACAGCGAGGAUGCCAAGCCAGAGGAGAUUGCCCCAACGCUGCAGCUCUUCCUGGGCAGCCCGGGGAGCCCUGCCCUGGGCAUCGAGCGCGUGGUGCUGCACCCCAGCUACCCACAGGCCGUGGACCUGGCGCUGCUGAAGCUGAAGCAGGAGGUGCUGCUGGGAGAGGAGGUGAUGCCCAUCUGCCUGCCCCAGAAGAACUACGUGCAGCCGGGGCGGGUGGGUUAUGUCUCGGGCUGGGGCCGCGGGGCCACCCUCGCCUUUCCCAGCACGCUCAAGUACGCGAUGCUGCCGGUGGCGGAGGGCGGGACGUGCAGGCGGUACUACCAGGCGCGGAACGGCUCCCACUGGGUCCAGCCCAUCCUAAGCAGUGACACCUUCUGCGUGGGCAUGAGCGAGCUGCAGGAGGACACCUGCUACGGGGACGCCGGCGGCGCCUUCGCCGUGCACGACCCCGAGGACGACACCUGGUACGCGGCCGGCAUCCUCAGCUACGACAAGACCUGCUCGGCCUCCAAGUACGGCGUCUAUGUGGACCUGCAGCGCGUCCUGGCCUGGGUCAAGGACACCAUGGCGGCCGGCUGAGGGGGUGGCAGGGGAAUAAAGCAGUAGAGCUGUCCCGCCCCCG